Molecule: messenger RNA, 534 nt
Organism: Rangifer tarandus platyrhynchus (Svalbard reindeer)
Lineage: Eukaryota; Metazoa; Chordata; Mammalia; Artiodactyla; Cervidae
Source: the annotation of a GenBank genome assembly
AUGAGCUCCACCAAGAAGCAGCCCUGGAAGAAAGGCCAACUCCUUGGUGCUCGUUGUAGAGAUAAGGAGUCAAGACUCUGCAGGAAAGAGGGUCAGCCGUCCCGCCAGCAUUGGCCUGGAGCCGACUGCAGCUUCCUGGUACGAAAUGUUUGUGCACUCUUGGCACCUGAUAUCUACAAGACCAGCAUCAGCCGGCUGCGCCCGCCUUUCCCGGGGAGGGUCUCCGCGGCCGCGUCACCCGAGCUCCGCGGCGUCGCCACAGGCGGCGGAGGCCGAUCUGGGUUUGUGCAGAACUUGGGCACCUGGAAGAAGCGCCAGCCCCCCCAUCCCCACCUCCACCCCGCCGAGGCCUUUCCCGAGAGACUGGGAGACGCCGUCGGACGGCGAGAGCGCCUGGAUCGCUGGUUACGAAACGCUGUGGGCACCUCGGUUGUGGCUGAAAAACGAAAAGGGGUCUUGGACCCCCCAGGGGCCCGCAUCCACCCUCUUCGCUUGCUCAUCGCGGCUCCGCGUGCGGGGGUGCGGGGCGGCUGA